Messenger RNA from Durusdinium trenchii, 662 nucleotides. The record is from the annotation of a GenBank genome assembly. NCBI's taxonomy places the organism in Eukaryota, Dinophyceae, Suessiales, Symbiodiniaceae.
GCGCACAAGAUUGAAGUGAUCUGGUCUGUCAUGCACCCUGACUGGCAAAGGAAUGCAAUCGGGAUGCACUACUGGACCUGUGGGCAGGACUGCACCCCAGCGCUGGAGAUGCAGGCUGCAAUGCUCCCGAAAGAGAUUGGCAGCCUGAAGGAGAUGGAAUUGGUGUGCUGGAAGGCAUUCAAUGCCUUCUGUGAGUUGCACAGCCCGCAAGAUCUGAAGCUCUUCAAGCUCUUUGAGGCCAAUAUGAAGAAGCCUGAAACGAAGGCGAAGCCAAAGCCGCCAACUGAAUCCAAACACGACAUGGCCAAGGGGGAGAUGGACGUGGGCCCUGCGAAGAGUGAGUCUGAAAAGGGCAAUGAUGCCGCCAUUGUUGUUGACCCUGGUAAGCCGGAGCUGGAGGUGGGCGACGACAACAAGGGCGCCAACAAGCACAAGGAUGACCAGGAGGAGGCAGAUCAGAAUGACAACCAGGAGGCGCAGCAGGAGGAGCAGAAGGAGGACACAGCCAUUCAGGAGGGCAAGGACAAGGCUGCAGCUGAGAAAGGUGACAAGGCCGCAGUUGAGAAAGGUGACAAGGCCGCAGAUGAGAAAGGUGAUGAGCCCAAGUCUUCAUCAUCGGCGGUGGCAACAGCACCAGUGAUUGAGAAGCUGCAUGACGUGGA